Molecule: messenger RNA, 189 nt
Organism: Eimeria necatrix
Lineage: Eukaryota; Apicomplexa; Conoidasida; Eucoccidiorida; Eimeriidae
Exons: 1
Coding region: 1-189 (62 amino acids)
Source: RefSeq, a predicted model, not a curated record
AUGCCUACUGGCUCAAUCAGCUUAAAAAGUAAAGAGGGAAAGCCCCAAACAUUUCCAAACUCUUUGCUGCUGCUAUUUGCAUGCGCUAGAUCUCAAGGGCCCCCCAGGUGGCCCCCCGGAGUUUCUUUCUUGGGGGCCCCCCUUUGUUGGGUCUUUUGGGGGGCCCCCCGAAUAGGGGGCCCCUGGUGA